AUGGGGUGGGCGGCGCGGUUCCUGACGGCGGUCUCCUUCCUCGCCGCGGGCGUCCUCUUCGCGCCGGACGCGCUCCUCGGCGCCAGCCCCGGCCGCCCCGCCGCGGGCGUUGCGGCGGCGAGGCUCGCCCACCUCCUCUGCUUCGCCACCGCCUGGGGCGCCGCGCUCUGGGUCACCUUCAUCGGCGGCAUCGUCAUGUUUAAGAAUUUGCCAAGGCACCAGUUUGGGAAUCUACAGGGCAAGAUGUUCCCAGCCUACUUCAUGUUGAUAUCAGUGUGUUCAGCCAUAUCGGUAGCAGCAUUUGCAUACCUCCACCCAUGGAAGACAGCUUCAACUAUUGAGCGUUACCAGCUGGGAUUCGUUCUUGCGGCCCUUGGUUUUAACCUCUCCAAUCUUCUGGUCUUCACCCCCAUGACCAUCGAGAUGAUGUUGAAGAGGCACAAGAUCGAGAAGGACCUUGGCAUCGGCAGCGAGGUGGGUGGUUCGAGGAAUUCCGACGUUGCGAAGAUGAGUCCCGCGCUUGCGGCGAUGAACAAGAAGUUCGGGAUGAUCCACGGGCUGUCGUCGCUGGCAAUCAUCAUGGCGUUCGGCAGCCUUGCCAUGCACUCCUGGCAUCUCGCCAGCAAGCUCAAGCUGUGACUGGGGCUGAAGGUCAAGUACCUCCAUGAGUCCAUGUUAUGACCCCUCUUCUCAGCGGGUGGAAGGAGCUUAUUAUAGUCUAGGUUGAUUAGAGCUAAUGAAAGAGUCAGUGUGCAAACUCUGAACCUGCGUGAUGUGGCAUUUGAGGGUAAUAAAACAGAGUGCAUGGAGUGUCUCCCUGAUU
Molecule: messenger RNA, 823 nt
Organism: Lolium rigidum
Lineage: Eukaryota; Viridiplantae; Streptophyta; Magnoliopsida; Poales; Poaceae
Product: transmembrane protein 205-like
Exons: 3
Coding region: 1-639 (212 amino acids)
Source: RefSeq, a predicted model, not a curated record